AAAGAUCCCCGUCCACACCAACCAAAAGGUGCAGUACAGUAUUAUGCCGCCCACUACGAACCAGCACAUGCCCUUUCCUAGCACAGAUGUCCUCCUCCUCCUACUAACAACCUUAGCUCCCCUGCCCCCCUGACCAUUGCUUGGUUAGUUAGCCAUAGUACAGCGGCAAAGAAGAUGUCAGACCAGACCAACACAAGGUCCCCCCAUGUUCCUGCCUCCACAACGACGCGUCAAUCAAGGCCACGGCGGUCACAGUCGUUGCCUCGACAGCAAGGGCAGCACAAUCUCAAGGUCCCCCGAUCAAGUCUGUUUUCCACUGCCAUUGGAGCUGUGGUAAACCCCGUGCUGGAUGGUGUGGAUAUCGAUGGAGUGGUGCAACGAGUGGACUUUAAUGAGGUGGUCAGUAAAAUUGAUUGGAAUGCUAUUGUCGAUGAAAUUGAUUUUAACAAUCUGCUCGACAAGAUUGAUUUGGAUGUCCUGAUAGACAAGCUAGAUGUCAACAGAGUGGUGGACCGGGUGGAUGUGAAUGCUGUGCUUGAGCGAUCCAAUUUGAAACAAAUCAUUGCCAGGUCCACAUCGGGGAUGUUUUCCAUUGUAAUCAAUAGAUUUCGGGCGAUUUGUAUCAAAGUGGAUCAAAUUGUUCAGCGCACUGGUCGAUGUGCAUGGUGUUGCUGUGACAAGCAAAAAAGAAAAUGGACUUUGCCACCCAAGCCCACUGUUCGGCCAUUGGGGCAUAGAAAAGAGUACCUUGCAGAUGUACGAGAACGCAAGGCAAUGAAAUGCCCCAAAAAGUCCACCCUCUUGGCACAGGCUGUUCAAGGCAGAAAUGCUGGAACCUUCUCUCGUUUUUUGGCCUAUGCCAUUGACAAGGGGCUGACACUUGCCUUUGCCAUGCUAUUGAUUCUCGUGGUCAAUGCUCUGAUUGCCCUGAUACCAAAAGAGAUCUCAGACGAAGCAGUGGAGGCUGUUUCAGAUGGGAACUUGACGUCGGAAGAAGCGGCCAUCCUCACUGAGCAAGAGCAGCAAGAGGACCAGGCGAGAUUCUUAGUCUCUGUCGGGAUCCCGCUCGCAGCUGUCAACCUGUGUGCUUUUGUUUUUGAUGCGUUGUUCAUGAUCACGCUUGGGAGUACCAUUGGAAAGGGAUUCAUGGGGCUGACAGUCAUCGAUUCUCGAAACGGCAAGAUUGGGCACGUGACUAUUUACCAAGCAAUCUUGAGAUCCUUUCUUACCAAUAUCCUGACUUUCUUUUUUGUUUGGAUUGCGACCAUUUUCUCAUUGAUCCGAGAGGAUCGGAGAGGCCUCGCAGACCUACUGUGCGGAACAACAAUCAUCUACGCCUGGGACGCAAAAAGCUAUCGAAUGGCCACUGAUGAAAUGUCCCGCGAAGAUCAAUUUGGAGGACUAGAUUUUGCGUCCAUGGACUUUGGGGGCACGGAUGAUCUGGAGAGCCAAGCAGCAGAUUACCGGUAUUCUACACCUGCAACAAAAUCAACCCCGCCAAUGUACUAUGAUUCUCGACAACAAACUGGGAUGCACAAUCGCUCAGGUGUAAAAUCGAGAGCUGUCCGUGCAAGCGGCGUUUAUCAUGCAUGAUGUGAUGGUCCGAUCCAUGAACUCCACACACAUAUUUCGCCUGCAAAAUUUGAUGGCUGGAGUUCACAACAGGGGCAACUCACGGUGUUGUCUUUCUAGAUCGGAAGGCGGAACGAGCAGAGUUUACCGUCAACGAUCACGAAUAGCGAUGCAACCGUAAUGUUACAUCCGACGAUCGAAGAAUAGAAUCUUCGUUUUUACAAAGUCAGUCCGCUUUCAAACUCUACCAGGCAUACAAUAAUGACAAAGCCCGCAGCCAUGACUUUGGACUGUUUUGCUACGGAGCUGAUACAACUAGU
Molecule: messenger RNA, 1892 nt
Organism: Seminavis robusta
Lineage: Eukaryota; Bacillariophyta; Bacillariophyceae; Naviculales; Naviculaceae
Source: the annotation of a GenBank genome assembly